AAAGAUGAAAUGAUCUGGAAAAUUUGCUUCGAUUUAAUCAGGCAUAUUCUUGGGUCUUAUACCGCUGGUCCUCUUUGGGGUCUUUAACGUGGCAUCAGUAAACAAAGAUGGCGGACCAUAGAAAAGUUUUGUUGCAAUAUCACUGAUUUAAAGCAAUACUUUAAGAUUGGAUUGUGGUUUCUUGAUAAAAACCUUACAUUUCUGAUCACAGAAGUAAAGUAAUAUAGGGCUUGAAAUGGCUGGAUGGGCCGGUUUUUCUGACGAGGAGUUACGAAGAUUACAGCAGAAAGACCAGGCGGUGUCUGCAGCUUUAGGCGGUCGCGGGAGGAGACCUACUCCAACUAAUCGGAGUCGGCAGCAAUUGCAACGAGAGAAAGCCCUUAAGUUUGCCGCAGAGCAAAAGAGUGGACCCGGGAUGUCUGCACUACCACCGGAGCAGAAGCUCGCCAUGCCCCCACCACAACCUGUGAAACAACCUGUUGCCACCGUGAAGCCGGUGGAGGAACCGAGGGUGAAAGUAGAGACCGUGGUUGCUAAUCAUGACCCAGCGCCAGUAGAAGAAACGACACCGAUUGCAAUAGAAUUGGAAAAACAGGAAGCGGAAUCGCGGGAAAAGACUCGUAUGGAACAGCUGCAGGAGGACCAAAAGAUGAUGGAAGCGAAAAAUAAGCGCAAGAAAGCUCUCCUCACAAAAACCAUAGCUGAAAAGUCCAAGCAGACCCAGGCGGAGGCGGUGAAGCUGAAGAGGAUCCAGAAGGAGCUACAGGCCCUGGAUGACAUGGUGUCUAACGACAUCGGGAUCCUGAGAGGGAGGAUAGAGGAAGCUAGCUGGGAUUACAACGCUGCAAGGAAGCGCUACGAGAAGGCGGAGACGGAGUACGUGGCGGCCAAGCUGGACCUCCACAGGAAGACGGAGGUGAAGGAGCAGCUGACGGAGCACCUGUACGCCAUCAUCCAGCAGAACGAGCUGCGCAAGGCCAACAAGCUGGAGGAGCUGAUGCAGCAGCUGCACCUCCACACCACAGAAGAAGAACCGAAGGAGGAGCAGCAAGAGAAGAAGAAGGAGGAGGAGAAAAUGAAUGGUAAUACCGCAGAGGAGAAGCUCCAGGAAGAAGGGGCUGUCGUGGACCAGUCUGUGCGGGAUCAGGUGUCCAUGGCAGGCACGCAGGCUGAAGCUCGAGUGGAUGGCACCACGGUCCAUAAAGACUGCCCCCCAGUGUCGGAACCAAAGGCGAGGGACCAGGACUGUAAAAUAGCUGACGGUGCCCCCAUGGGGCAGACGGAGGCUCCAGCAGCAUCCGCCUCCUGAUGCUGGCUGGGUGGGGUGGUGGAGGGGAGGGCCACAUCUAUGAGAGCUGCUUGUCGACGUUCACGUCCCCCAUUCAGAGUUGUUUGAACGUAGGGGUACGGCACAGGAUGGUCUGUAAAAUACAUCUUUCCUGCCUCAAUAUACUCAACACUAAAAACGUUCAACUAGACACUACAUUCUCCAUUCCUGUCAUAUUUACGGUGUUCCUGUUGUUUGAUUGGAACUCCAAUUGUAAUCUUUUUAUUUUAUAUAAUGUACCCCCUUCCCCUGUCCCGCUAAACACUCUGUAAUCAUUUGGAAGGCGGUUGCAUUUGUAUUUUGUUACUGCCUGUCUGUGUCGCUUGUUCUUAUUGUGGCUGCUUUAAAAAUCCUCUCGCCUCCAGCACUUUGUCUCAACAACACGUGGCUUUACAUCCAACUGUAUGUGAAUGUUGUCUUCCCAAGCAAAUGUUCAACUUAAAGACUCACCAUUUAAGAUUGUUUUGUCUUUGCAGUCAAACUGAGAGCAGUAUAUCGUGUUAGCUCCCUUUUAAGUUAUUUUGUAUAAAAGAAAUGGAUUAUGGUCACGUCUAUCGAAAUCCCUGAUUAGUUUUGUGUAUGUACAAAGUUCCACUUUGAAAGCAGUUUUUAUUUUUGUAACCUUGUGCUCAGGCAGUGAAUUUAGUUUAAAGGCAUGCAUCUGGAAUGUGCCUCCUAAAUGGUAAGGUGAUAUCUCAUAAUGUAUGCUCUGCAAGGAAAGUGUUUCUCAGCAUGUAUUUCUACACCGUUGUGGCCUUUAUAGAAUAAUUUAUUUUCUCGGUUAUGUUAUCGAACACUUUCAACUGUUGCAUCCAACGUCUGUUUUUGUAUUUGAAAUUGAGCUCUACCAUCUUGUUUGUCAGGCUAGCAGAUUGUACAUUUUGUGUACAUUUUGUGUCUCUAUGGUUUCAGUCAGAUGCCAAUUUUGUAUUCAAAUGGGUUUAUAUAAUUGUAUUUAUAUGUAUAGGUAUGUGUCUGGGAUCCAUCACUGAGUUGUGUUUUUAUAAUAUGAACAAAAAUAAAAUGAAUCAAUAGUC
This is a messenger RNA of Osmerus eperlanus (European smelt), 2364 nucleotides long. RefSeq names its product golgin, rab6-interacting (gene gorab). NCBI's taxonomy places the organism in Eukaryota, Metazoa, Chordata, Actinopteri, Osmeriformes, Osmeridae. The coding region runs from base 236 to 1309 and encodes 357 amino acids. The transcript has 5 exons. The record is from RefSeq and is a predicted model, not a curated record. Gene Ontology annotation, biological process: non-motile cilium assembly.